ACACAACCCCACAAUUAUUGGCAACGCUGGCUGUUCCACGUGCGGUGCCGCGAUUUUUAUUUUUCUCCAAUUGAAUUUUGCUUAUUUAAUAUACAAAACAAUUUGCUACAAUGCCGCCUGUAGCGAAACCCAAACCACAAAAGAUUCAAAAACAAGUGAAGACCACAACAAAGAAAACGGUGGCAAAUAAAACCGUGGUCUCUGGGCAGUUAAAGAAAAAACUGCCUCCAAGUCAACAAAAGAGCCAGGAGCCUCGCAAAGAGCGCGGCGUAGUCUUCAUCAAGCAUCUACCCCAUGGUUUUUUUGAGAAUCAACUACGUCAAUAUUUCAAGCAAUUUGGACGUGUCCUGCGUGUCCGCCUGGGGCGGUCUCCACGCACAGGUGGCAGCAAAGGUUUUGCCUUUGUGGAAUUUGAGUAUCCCGAGGUGGCCAAAGUGGCGGCCGAUACCAUGGACAACUAUCUGAUGUUUCAGAAAGUGGUCAAGGCAUCGUAUAUUCCGCCCGAGAAACAGAUCUAUAACUACUUCAAAACUUCCGUUAAGAAGGUUCAAAAUAAAGCAGGCAAGGAAAUAUAUGUGUCGGAAGUGACAGCAGCCAAGCAGCGUAGCGUCAAAAGACAGAACAACUGGGACGAGUCCGCCUGCCAGAAGCGCACACUUGGUAGCCUGAGCAAGGUAAACCAGUUGAAUAAGAAGUAUGAGCAUCUCGGCAUCGAUUUCAACAGUUUGCUAGUAAAGCCAUUGGAGAAAACAAAAGGUGAGGAUGAGGAGCCGUCCACAAGUAGCAAGGCAAAGCAGGCAAAAAAAGAACCCAAAUUGGAGGAUUUGCUGGGCACAACAAUAAAUGAAGACUCAGAUGAUGAGGAUUAUGUAGAUGCUAUCGAAUCGGAUGGAGAAUUAACCGAUGAAGACGACGAUGAGGAUGAUGAUGAGGAAGAGGAAGAUCUGCCCACUCCGCCUAAAAGAUCACAGAAAGUUAAGGCAACUGAUAAUCAUCUAUUAAAACGUAAACCUGGCACCGGCGGAAUACAGAAAAAGAAAACGAUUGUGAAACCCGUUGCGAAAUCCUCGUCAAAUAAGAUCAACAAGAAGGCCACCCAGACAUUAAAAUUGACUGCUGCGAAGGAGUUGGCCCAGCCUCUAAAGAAAGUAACAGCAAAGAAGCUUAAGAAGUGAUUAAAAAAAAAAGAAAACACUAAAUUUUUAUAUUCUAUAAUUAAAUUUUAAGAGAUAAAGAAACUUGUUGUAGUAAAUGUA
Molecule: messenger RNA, 1256 nt
Organism: Drosophila willistoni
Lineage: Eukaryota; Metazoa; Arthropoda; Insecta; Diptera; Drosophilidae
Product: MKI67 FHA domain-interacting nucleolar phosphoprotein
Exons: 3
Coding region: 111-1175 (354 amino acids)
Biological process (GO): maturation of LSU-rRNA from tricistronic rRNA transcript (SSU-rRNA, 5.8S rRNA, LSU-rRNA)
Cellular component (GO): nucleolus
Molecular function (GO): RNA binding
Source: RefSeq, a predicted model, not a curated record